Chinchilla lanigera (long-tailed chinchilla) is the source of this 1430-nucleotide messenger RNA. It is a transcript of the gene Serinc4, whose product is annotated as serine incorporator 4. NCBI's taxonomy places the organism in Eukaryota, Metazoa, Chordata, Mammalia, Rodentia, Chinchillidae. The record is from RefSeq and is a predicted model, not a curated record. Gene Ontology annotation, cellular component: membrane.
AUGAGGCCAGGCCUUCUUUCCUCCACUGCGCUUCAGGUUCUUGGCCUCAAUGAAAGUGUCCUUCUGUUUAUCUGUUCCUUGUGCCAGCUGCUGCCCCUCGAGGUGACCCUCAGCUGCCUGUUCUACAUCCCCCUCUUCCUCAUGAGGACCUCUGCAGUCGGCUGCCUCCUGCUGCCAAGGUCAGUGGUGGAAAGGCUCUAGGGCAAAGGACGGGGCAUCCAGAUGCCCUCAGGGCUGUGUGCCCACCUCUUCGGCCACUCUUCCUGUCCUGUGCUGAGUGUAGGGGCUGUUUACGAAGUAUGUGCAGGAACGGCCACCUUCCACCUAAUGCAGGCUGUGCUCCUGGUCCACCUCCACGCCCCCAAUAGCCCGAGGGCACAGGUGCGUAACAGCUUCUGAUUCCUCAAGCUACUGUUCCUGUUAGGUCUCUGUACUGCUGCCUCUACAUUUCCCACUGGUGCCGACCUUGCAGCCAGCCAUUACGUUGGCAUCUGUGGAGGCUUCACAUUCAUUCUGUUGCUGAUGCUUAUCAGAGCCUUUGCACACUCCUGGAACAAGAACUGGCAAACACGUGCAGCCUGGGACUGCAGCUGGUUCCUAGCUGUACUGCCGGCCACCCUAGGAUUCUUGGCGGGUGUGGAAGCUGUUCUGUUCUACCACUACUCACAUCCAGCUGGCUGCCUGCUCAAUAGGAUGCUUAGCCUGCACCUCUGUUUUUGUGGCCUCCUCUCCAUCGCUCUUUGCAUCUGAGUGGGUAUUUGAGCUAAGCCAGUGAUGGUGAACUUUAGUUUUCAAUGAUACAGCCUGCUGCCAUGUGUGCCACAGGUUCACCACCAAUGCCCUAAGAUAGUCUAGGUUUGGGGGAGACUUUUUUUUUUGGUUUUGGUUUUUUCCGAUACCAGGAAUCAAACUCACGACUUUGCACUUGCCAGGCAGGGACUGUGCCGCUGAGCUUAAUCCCCAGCCCCCAGACUUAGAAUUUUAGCAAAUGUCACUGGACUUUCCACUGUCAAUUAGCCAAUAAAAGAAUCUGUUUUCUCCCAAGGGAUGUGGAGGCAAAAGUGCAAGUAGCAGUGGGACUGCAGAAAUCAUCGUGUUAAAAAAAAGAUACCUAUUCUCCCAGAGCAACCCCAAAAUGGCCUUCUACAGGCCUCUUUCAUCAGCUGCUGUAUCAUGUAUCUGACCUUCUCUGCAUUAUCCAGCCAUCCUCCAGAGAUAGGACCUGGACUACCAGUGUCAAGAACUUUUCCACUCUUGCCAAACACUCAACUCUUUAUUCUAAACACUUUUCUCUUGCUCCCUGCCUGUAACCCUUCAAGGACAGAACAUACCAUGUCUGCCUAAGUAGAACGGCAACACCAAAGACCACACACCUCACUAGCCGUGUUGAGGGCAUCAUGUAUAUUUGUGUGCUGUUUGCUUGGUGAGUA